AUUUAGAUUUCUUUGAAAAUUGAAUUUCUUUCAAAAUAUGUGAAAAUUUCUAUUUUAAAAUUGGCUCUUGUACACCAGAUCUGCAAAUGCAGUCUGGACACCUUAGCUGUCUAUCGUUGAAUUGUAACUAUACACUAAGUUGUGCGAUACAAAAACUGAAUGGAAAAAAACGCGCCCGCUCUUUUAAAAGUCGGUACUUUUGGACAUACAUAUAUACGUAUGUGUGUGUUUGUAUGCUUUUCGUGAGCCUGGGCAAUUGAGCGAGUGUCUUGGCGUGCCGAGGAGGAACAUAUCGAGAGAUCUAAUAGUGGACGGACAAAAUGGGAAUUUUAAGCUUAAACAUGUCCACUGGGGCAAGCACAACUAUUGCGCCCGAGAGCGCUGACAAGAUUGAUCCUGCGUCGGCAACAGCACAGCAGGAACCCAUCUUCAAAGACAUCAACGCCGAGCAAACAGUCGAAUUGGUGGAGAUCGAGUCGGCAUGCAUGAACUGCUUUAAAACUGGUGUCACCCGGUUGCUGCCAACGAAGAUACCCUUCUUUCGGGAGGUGGUGCUUAUGUCCUUCAAGUGUGAUCACUGCGGCCAUACGAACAACGAAAUGCAAUCGGCGUCGGAAAUACAAAAGAAUGGAGUACGCAUCGAACUUAAAGUUCAGAAGGAAUCGGAUCUAAAUCGUCGUGUUGUGCGGUCCGACAACUCCAGUAUCAGCAUACCAGAAGUAGAGCUGGAGAUACCCGUGCAGUCGCAAAAGGGCGAGGUGACCACCAUUGAAGGUAUCAUUGAGCGCACCAUAUCGGGUUUGUCGCAGGAUCAGGAGAAACGACGAAUUGACCACCCCGCGGAGGCGGAGUCCAUUGAUGCCUACAUUGAUCGUUUGCGACAUCUCAAGCUGGUAAAAACACCUUUCACUGUGCUGCUUGAGGAUAUCUCUGGCAACAGUUUCAUUGAGAAUCCACUGGCGCCCGCCAGCGAUCCACAGUUAAAAACGAGUCACUUUACAAGGACAACAGCGCAAAACGAACAACUUGGUCUCUAUGAGCAAAACCACGAAGACCAGAAUCUAUUAAAACCCAUUGCCGAGGAUGAGUGGCCCAUUGAGAACCUGCACGGCGAAGUGCUGCAGUUCGCCACGAACUGUCCCAGCUGUCAAGCGCAAUGCGAGACAAACAUGAAGCUGACUAACAUACCGCACUUCAAGGAGGUGGUCAUCAUGGCCACCGUCUGCUCGAAAUGCGGCCACAAGACGAACGAGGUGAAGUCUGGCGGCGGCAUUGAGCCAGAGGGCGUGCGAUUCAAGGUGCGCAUUGCCACCAAAGAGGAUUUGACGCGCGAUGUCCUUAAAUCGGAAACGUGCAGUCUGUCGAUACCAGAACUGGAUUUGGAUGUGGGUCCCAAUGCCCUCUGCGGCCGCUUUACCACCGUCGAGGGCCUGCUGGUGGCCAUGCGUGAGCAACUGGAUGGCACCUUGUUCCACGACUCUGCCGAUGAGCCAUCCAAGAAUCAACUGGACCGCUUCCUUAGCACCUUCGACAAAGUCAUCAAAUUGGAGCAUGUAAUCACACUUGUGCUGGAAGAUCCGGCAGGUAAUACCUAUGUCCAAUCCCUCACGGACGAUGAUGAGCCAGAUGAUAAGCUUACGGUGGAAAGAUAUGAGCGCAGUUACGAGGACAACGAGGAGCUUGGCCUGAAUGAUAUGAAAACUGAAAACUAUGAGCAGAACGCGUGAUAAUAUAGUCUUUCUGUAUAUACCUAUUAAAAACAUGCAUUUAACAAUUGAAAAAUUGAAUUGUAACAUGUACAAUAGUUAACAAUCGGGUAAAAAUUGCGUAUUUGAAUAUUAAAAGCCCACGAAAAUAUUUAGCAGA
Messenger RNA from Drosophila hydei, 1866 nucleotides. RefSeq names its product zinc finger protein ZPR1 (gene Zpr1). Lineage: Eukaryota; Metazoa; Arthropoda; Insecta; Diptera; Drosophilidae. Gene Ontology annotation, molecular function: zinc ion binding. The transcript has 3 exons. Gene Ontology annotation, cellular component: cytoplasm; nucleus. The coding region runs from base 321 to 1727 and encodes 468 amino acids. The record is from RefSeq and is a predicted model, not a curated record.